Molecule: messenger RNA, 1431 nt
Organism: Mesorhabditis spiculigera
Lineage: Eukaryota; Metazoa; Nematoda; Chromadorea; Rhabditida; Rhabditidae
Source: the annotation of a GenBank genome assembly
AUGGAACCGGCGUACGACUUUCCGCGUGUCGUCGGCUCGGCGCGCAUCGUGCAGCUGGCCGCGCUGGCUAUCCAGGUGCUGUGCCUCUACGUGUCCGCGGCGGAUAUUGGCGGCAGCGUGAUCAUCCACAUCGGCGUCAUCGGCUUCAACCUGGCCCAUGUGGCGCGCCGAUGGUUCUACAACAUUGACGGGCGCUACGACUUUCGGCAAAUGAUCGCGCCGAACAUGAACAACACGCUGCGCACCCAGUACGCCAUCGCGCUAUUUACCGGGGUCGUGCUCGGGCUCGUCGAGUACUUCAUCGCGCCGCCGAUCGGCUCCGCCCUCUUCCGACUCGUCUUUUGGUUGGCCCUCUACGCGCAGCUGCUCGGCUCCAUCGCCACGCUGGCCUUCGAGGCGGCCGAGCGCGGCAGGGAGAAGCCCUGGCUUGUACUCGGCUGCCGCUUACCAGCCGAAAAUAACAACAAAACCGGCGCCGGGGCAUGGCCGAUGCGCCAACUGGCUGUACUGCGCUCCGCUGAUGCCGAGGUUGUCGGCUCAUCAAUGGACGGCCUGUUGCCCUACACGUUGCCCAACAACUUGAGAAGACAACUCGUACAUCUUCUAAAAGAUUAUCGACCAAUCUUCCGGCGUUUGAGAGACUAUCAACAGGUAAUUACUGACCCGGAGACCGGAAACGAAGUCUGGCAACUAAAACCCCCGAAGCAGUACCAUGGCUACUUGUUUGGAGCCCUGAUUGGCGAGGGCAGCUAUGCGAAAGUAAAGGAAGCCAUCUACAAGAAAACCCUACAACGAGCCGCCGUCAAAAUAUUCAAGGAGCAAAGAUUGCGCAAGAUACCGAACGGCUUCGAGCACGUGCAAACGGAGCGCGAAAUACUGUCACGGUUGAACCACCGGAAUUGUAUCCAGAUGUAUCAGUUUUUUCGAAUCGAAGAGAAGGAAAAGAUGUAUAUGGUGUUAGAAUAUUGCGUGGCGUCACUGCAAGAGGUCGUCGAAAACUUUGACAACGGGCGUUUGCCGGAAAACUGGGCUCAAUUCUUCUUCAGGCAGCUCAUCACCGGCCUGGAAUAUCUGCACUCGAAGGGCGUCAUCCACAAGGAUAUCAAGCCGGCGAACUUGCUGAUCUCGGCCGACGGCACGCUGAAGAUUACCGAUUUCGGGGUCGCUGAGCAAUUGUCGCCAUUUCAGAACGACGACGUUUGCACGGCUGCGCGCGGCACGCCAAAGUUUCAGCCACCGGAAGUGGUCUCCGGGCUCAAUGCGGUUUUCAACGGGUAUCCAAUCGACAUCUGGUCCGCGGGCGUGACGUUGUACAAUCUUGUGACGGGCGCGUAUCCUUUUGAAGGCGAACUCAUCAUGCGGCUAUUUGAGAACAUUGCCGAACAGCCCUACCUACAACCAACCGUCGAAUUGAGUUCAGAACUUAAAACG